Messenger RNA from Rhinolophus ferrumequinum (greater horseshoe bat), 1381 nucleotides. It is a transcript of the gene OSCAR, whose product is annotated as osteoclast associated Ig-like receptor. The transcript is spliced from 6 exons. Gene Ontology annotation, cellular component: plasma membrane. Gene Ontology annotation, molecular function: collagen receptor activity. The record is from RefSeq and is a predicted model, not a curated record. Lineage: Eukaryota; Metazoa; Chordata; Mammalia; Chiroptera; Rhinolophidae. The coding region runs from base 145 to 927 and encodes 260 amino acids.
AACAGAAGUCGGAGGUGGCUGCGGGAAAGGAGGCAGCGCUCCAGGGCUCUGCCUCUGGCAGGCUGAUGUUGCCUCACUUCCUGAAAGGCGAGGGGACAGGGUUGAACCUUGGCUCCUGCUCUCACUCCAGCCAACCUGCCCACUAUGGCCCUGGUGUUGAUCCUCCAGCUGCUGACCUUCUGGCCGCUAUGUCACACAGAUAUCACUCCGACUGUCCCCCCAGCCUCAUACCCCAAGCCGCAGCUGGGGGCUCAGCCAGCUGCAAUUGUGACCCCCGGGGUCAACGUGACCUUGAGGUGCCGGGCGCCCCAACCCGCCUGGAGGUUUGCCCUCUUCAAAUCUGGAGAGAUCGCCCCCGUGCUGUACCGGGAUGUGUCUGAGGAGCUGGCCGAGUUCUUCCUGGAGGAGGUGACUCCUGCCCAGGGGGGCAGUUAUCGCUGCUGCUACCGGAAUCCAGGCUGGGCACCGGGUGUCUGGUCCCACCCCAGUGAUGCCCUGGAACUGCUGGUGACAGAUACGCUGCCGCGCCCGUCGCUGGUGGCGCUGCCCAGUCCGGUGGUGGCGCCCGGCGACAACGUGAGCCUGCGCUGCGCGGGCCGCAUGCGGAACAUGAGCUUCGUGCUGUACCGCGUGGGCGAGGCGGCUCCCCUGCAGUACCACGAUUCCACGCAGCCCUGGGCCGACUUCCCGCUGCCUGGAGCCCGCGCCCCUGGCACCUACAGCUGCUACUACCACACGCCCGCUGCCCCCUACGUACUGUCGCAGCGCAGCGACCCACUGGUCAUCAGUUCGGACGGCUCGGGCUCCUCGGACUACACCCUGGGCAACCUCAUCCGCCUGGGGCUGGCCGGCCUGAUCCUGGUCUCGCUAGCCACGCUGGUUGUUUUGGACUGGCGCACCGGUAGUCGCGCCCCCGGUGGCGUCUGAGCCCAAGCUCCAGAGAACUGGAUCUAGACGCCUGCAGUGCUGUGCGGAGACUUUCCAGAGAGGCAAAGAAGAAGCAGGGACCUCGGGGUGGCCUGGCCCUUCCAGGAGCCCCACAGCCCUGCUGCCCAUCUGAGUGAGCCCAGCUUCCUGAGUCGUAAUAACCUUUGUAGCAUGCGCUCUCUCUUCCUCUGGGUCAUUUUUCCAGGACCUUCCAGGUCAGUGGAAGGUGAUAUUAAUGCUGAAGUCUUCCUAGCCCAAAGACCUGAAUUCGAAUACCAGUGCUGCUGCUCACUCACUGUGGGAUAUUAAGAAAGUGACUUUCCCCAAGCCUCAUUUGCCUCGGCUGUAAAAUGGGCACACUGGUAAAUGCUCAAUAAAUGUUAGCAACUGUAGAACAGUAAUUUCUAGCAAAGUCUCAGGACCUGAAUGAAAUUCUUUUUUUUCUCCAUUGCAC